AUGGAAGACAUUUAUGUGGCAAACACUAUCUUUGCCAUCAAUUUCUUCAAGCAACUGGCAAAUACGAGCCCUACCCAGAACCUGUUUUUCUCCCCGUGGGGCAUCUCAUCGACCAUGGUCAUGGUCUACAUGGGUGCCAGAGGCAACACUGCAGACCAGAUGGCCAGGGUGCUUCAGUUUAACAAAACUGGAGUCCAUGAAGCCGCCCCAGUGAGCCCAGAGAAUGUCACCGGUUGUCAAUUCACGCAGCAGAUCCAGACAGUCACUUACCCUGAUGCUAUUUUGAAGGCUCAGGCUGAAGACGCAAUCCAUUCAGGCUUCCAUGAGCUCAUCUCCGCCGUCAACACACCCACCGCAGGUUACACAUUGGAAAGUGCCAACAAGCUGUUUGGCGAGAAGUCUGCGAGAUUCAGGAAAGAAUUCAUGCAACUCUCUAAGAAAUAUUACUCUGCAGAACCCCAGGAAGUCGACUUUCUAGAAUGUGCAGAAGGAGCCAGAAAAAAGAUUAAUUUCUGGGUCGAGACAGAAACCAAAGGUAAAAUUUCAAACUUGUUACCUGAAGGUUCUGUAGAUUCAGAGACCAGGAUGGUCCUGGUGAAUGCUGUUUACUUCAAAGGAAAAUGGAAAACAUCAUUUGAGAAGAAAUUAAAUGGGCUUUAUCCUUUUCGAGUGAACACGACUCUGAGUAAACCUGUACAGAUGAUGUACUUGCGUGAGAUGCUGAACAUUGGAUACAUAGAAGACCUAAAGGCUCAGAUUCUAGAACUCCCAUAUGCUGGAGAUGUCAGCAUGUUCCUGUUGCUUCCAGAUGCAGUUGCAAAUGUGUCUACUGGCUUGGAGUUGCUAGAACGUGAAAUAACGUAUGACAAACUCAACACGUGGAUCGGCAAAGACACGAUGGGUGAGGAUGAUGUGGAGGUGUACCUCCCGCAGUUCAGAUUAGAAGAGCACUAUGAACUCAAACCCAUUCUCAGAAGCAUGGGCAUGAAAGAUGCCUUCCUCAAGGGCCAGGCCAAUUUCUUAGGAAUGUCAGAGGAAGACAACCUCUUUCUGUCCGAAGUGUUUCAUCAAGCCACCGUGGAUGUCAACGAGGAGGGCACCGAAGCAACUGCUGGCACCGGGGCCAUCGUCACCGGGAGAACUGGCCACGGAGGCCCACAGUUUGUGGCAGAUCACCCUUUCCUCUUCUUUAUAAUGCACAAAACCGCCAGGACCAUCCUCUUCUUUGGCAGAUUUGUCUCACCGUAA
Molecule: messenger RNA, 1248 nt
Organism: Pteronotus mesoamericanus
Lineage: Eukaryota; Metazoa; Chordata; Mammalia; Chiroptera; Mormoopidae
Gene: SERPINB2
Product: serpin family B member 2
Exons: 7
Coding region: 1-1248 (415 amino acids)
Molecular function (GO): serine-type endopeptidase inhibitor activity
Source: RefSeq, a predicted model, not a curated record